AUUUGUUUCAAUGUUUGUGUCUCGAUGCCCAUCGCGCUGACCAUCGAUGAGACAAUACUGUGCGUCAAUUCAGGCAUUCCCGACAGUCAGACCAAAGUGAUGGACCAACUGAAGCAAAUCAGAGGCCCGCUCAAGACUCCAUGGAAAGAGGCGCCACUCGUUUGGCAGAUGUUAACAAACAGACCGAUGAAAGGAUUGAAAAAGUUUGAAAAGUUAGAAAACAUGGCGGGAAUGGGUUUCGGCGAAGAGGCCACCAAAUCAUUCCUCAACUUCAAUGGUCUCAAGAGAAUCAUUUGCGGUAAUAAUAUAACAAACACAGGAAUCGCUUGUUAUUUCGGCGGUCGUGUCCUUACAAUCCACACGAGCUCGAGGUCUAAAGAAGAUAACAAAUCGGUGGCUCUUCUUAUCGCCGAUCGUAUGAUAAGAAUCAUACGUUUGAACACCACUUCCGACAGAAACACAUCCAAGAAAUAG
Messenger RNA from Medioppia subpectinata, 474 nucleotides. NCBI's taxonomy places the organism in Eukaryota, Metazoa, Arthropoda, Arachnida, Sarcoptiformes, Oppiidae. The record is from the annotation of a GenBank genome assembly.